Molecule: messenger RNA, 759 nt
Organism: Ramularia collo-cygni
Lineage: Eukaryota; Fungi; Ascomycota; Dothideomycetes; Mycosphaerellales; Mycosphaerellaceae
Exons: 1
Coding region: 1-759 (252 amino acids)
Source: RefSeq, a predicted model, not a curated record
AUGGCUCCCAUCACGGCAAUCCCCAACGAACUGCUAAUUCUGGUCUUCACACAUUGCCCAGACAUCUUCACUGCGGCAAAAUUGUCCCAAGCGAGCAAAGCGUUGCGAAAUGUCUGGCUGGAGAAUGUCGAAGUCAUCACAAGAGAGAUUCUUGAGCCGGAGAUUCCUGCGUAUGAUGAUGCCAUGGAGCUGGCAAGGUAUGAGAGUGGCAAAGAAGCUUCUUUCGUGCAACGCAUUCCGCGACUUCUUCGAAAUGCGGAAAUGGCUCGAAGCGUGGCCAAACUAUGGGCAGCGGAUGUUCAGGACUCACCUUAUGAGGCUGAAGAAGAUUCCGAGAGUGCUACGCCAACACCUACGUCGUACUAUACGAUCCGACGAUUAGCCCAAUCUCAUGGCGACAAAGAAUUACAGCGUACGAUGUCAUCUAUAAUGGAUGCGGCAUCUCGCACGGAGGCAUGGAUGAAUUACCAGCUUUGCUGCUUCAUGUGCAUGUUCAUGAAAGACGAUGAACAAAUUCGACACGGCAUCCUAAAAGAUGAAUCACUUUUGACUUGGUAUGAGAAAGAAGAGGGAGGUGUGAUCACCGAUGAGUGGGACUUUGCUUCAACAGUAGCGGAGCUUGUGAUGCGCGAGAAGCAAUUUCCACGGUAUAGCUCGGCGCUCGAUCCAUGUCCGUGGUCAUUCGGCCAUGUGUGCUGCGGAAGAGACUGCAGGCGUGGUGAGACUUGGCCUGGUAAUACUCGACCAGCUUCAGAAUGA